Messenger RNA from Asterias rubens (European starfish), 3393 nucleotides. RefSeq names its product molybdenum cofactor biosynthesis protein 1-like. The transcript is spliced from 11 exons. Gene Ontology annotation, biological process: Mo-molybdopterin cofactor biosynthetic process. Lineage: Eukaryota; Metazoa; Echinodermata; Asteroidea; Forcipulatida; Asteriidae. The record is from RefSeq and is a predicted model, not a curated record. Gene Ontology annotation, molecular function: cyclic pyranopterin monophosphate synthase activity; 4 iron, 4 sulfur cluster binding; GTP 3',8'-cyclase activity. The coding region runs from base 418 to 2706 and encodes 762 amino acids.
ACAAGACACACGCAAAACUCUCUACUAAAAAACCAUAGACUAAAACCCACCCACCGACCCACCGGCCGCGUUCUACCUAAACUCGGCCCCUCGCAAAAUUCAAGUUAUCAGCUACUACAAUACAAGCAGAAAGAGGAGAGCUCUACGCACGCACUGGCGUCGACGACUACUGGGUCAAUGGUCUCAAAAGUUGAUUUCAUGGAUGAAUGAACGAUUGAUACUUCAACUUGAUUGAGAUCCAUACUGCAUCACCACGGUUUUGCUUCAUCGUAUUGUACGUCCGCCGUGUAUACGCCUCCAUAUGCACUUUUAACAACAGCAGGAAAAAGAAGAAUGACUGCUGUGGAAACAUCUCAUCAUUUUUGUACUUUAUAAUAAAUCAAUAAUGACCUAGAAGAAUCAAGAUCAACAGUAACAAUGACAUCAAGACUGCUUAGCAGACAAUCAAGUCUGCGCACAAGUCUCAUUGAUUGGUCAACAAUUACCGGCAGUCGUGCGAAAUGUCACAGGCCACGAUUAUCAAGGAAGGUGUUGCCAUCGCAACAGAAACAGCAUUGCUCUUCCAGUUCAGUCAGAUUUCAGAGUGGACAGUCGAUCACACAGACAGAGACCAAGCCCAGGUACUUCAAAGAUGAAAAACUUCUACCAUUCUCAUCCUUCUUAACUGACUCCUUUGGGAGACAACACAACUACCUCAGGAUAUCGCUCACAGAAAAGUGUAGUCUGAGAUGUCAGUAUUGCAUGCCACAAGAUGGAGUGGAAUUAACUCCACAGGCCAAACUUCUAACGUCUGAAGAGAUUCUACGAAUUACGAGGCUGUUUGUCAAAGAGGGUGUAGACAAGGUCAGGCUGACUGGCGGGGAACCGCUGGUUAGAAAAGACAUCAUGGAUAUUGUGGAGCAUUUAGGUAAAUUAGACGGACUUAAGACGAUAGGGCUGACGACGAAUGGAGUAGCAUUACACAGGAAGCUUCCAAAGCUAAAGGAGAGUGGCCUGAACAUGCUCAAUAUAAGUCUGGAUACUCUGAUACCAGCUAAGUUUGAAUUCAUCACCAGGAGGAGGGGUUUCAGCCACGUUUAUAAGGGGCUAGAGAAAGCGAUUGAGCUGGGUUAUGACCCGGUCAAGUUGAACUGCGUCGUCAUGAGAGGUCUAAACGAGGAUGAGAUAUGCGACUUUGUCGAACUUACACGAGACAAGCCAAUCGAAGUGCGCUUCAUCGAGUACAUGCCUUUUGAUGGCAAUAAAUGGAAUGAUAAGAAGAUGUUCAGCUGUGAUAACAUGCUUCAAACCAUCGGCGAGAGGUGGCCAGAGUUCGGACUGCUGGAGGAUGCCGAGCCAAACGCCACCGCAACGGUCUACAAAGUACCCGGAUAUCGUGGGACAGUGGGCUUUAUUGCCUCCAUGACGAAGCCAUUCUGUGGCUCAUGUAACAGGCUGAGACUAACGGCAGAUGGUAAUCUCAAGGUGUGUUUAUUUGGCAACUCAGAGGUGUCCCUCCGUGAUCUGAUAAGAAACGGAGCCACUGACGAUGAUCUACUGGAUGUUAUCGGACUUGCUGUCGGUAGAAAGAAGAAACAACACGCUGGGAUGUUCAACAUUGCCAAGAUGAAGAAUAGACCCAUGAUUCUGAUUGGUAACUGGAGUUGGUUCGACUCUAGGGAGAAGGAUGUUGGAAAGGAACUUGAGCUUAUCUCAACUGAGAACACUAUGAUUCACACUACCUCGGGAGUAACUAGGAAAGCAUCGAGUCGAUAUGAAUUGCAAAGCAGCAAAAAGAUGUUGGACAAUCUCCACAUGUCAUUCUUAGAUGAAGCUCACAGUCAUUUCUCACUGGGUGCGAUAUCGGUGUCUCGCUACGCAUCGUCCUCCGACAGAUCUUUCUUAAACUUUCAUUCCCUACGGUCUCCAAACUGGACGCUACCUCCAUUGUUAUCAGCUCCACUAACCAAAGUUCAAUUGUCUCCUUAUCACACGUCUUCCAAUCGUUUGUCUUUACAUGAUCCAUCCUCAUCUCUCGAUGUGACAUCAUCGGACUUCAAAUCGUCCACUGGUGAUUCUCUCUGUUCCACCAAGCUGCCACCUUCCGACCUAAACACCAAGCCUCCCACCCCCUGUUCAUCCCCAGAUCUUCCGUCAUCUGACCCCUCGCUGUCCACUGCCACAAAUGAUUCAACAAACCCCUCCCGCAUGGCUCUAAGCUCUGUACCACCAGCCACUAAAUCCAAGCAGAGCCUGAGCCACAUAAAUGAAAAGGGUGUAGCUCAGAUGGUAGAUGUUGGUGGUAAACCAAGCUCUUCCCGGGUUGCCGUAGCUUCUGGCAGGGUGUGCUUGGGCGAGACCGCCUUCACCUUGGUUCAACAGAAUAAAAUAGCCAAGGGCGAUAUACUCGCUGUUUCACAACUCGCCGGCAUCAUGGCAGCGAAGAGAACCACCGAUCUGAUCCCUCUGUGCCACAACAUCCCGAUCUCGAAGGUGGACGUCAGGUUAAUGUUGGAAGAGGAGACACACAGCGUUGGCAUAACAGCAGAGGUUCGUACCGUCGGGGUGACCGGUGUCGAAAUGGAAGCCUUAACAGCGGUCUCCGUCGCAGCGUUGACUCUCUAUGACAUGUGUAAGGCUGUGAGUCAUGAUAUCAUCAUCAGUCAAAUCAGGCUGGUGAUGAAGACUGGUGGACAGGGAGGGGACUUUCAGGCCAAGGCAUCUUGAGAUGUUACCCACUGACUUCUUCCAAGGCCCAAUAGCUCAGGAUAUAUCUGAGUUUGUCAUUAAAGAAAGUAUGCCAUACUACCUUGUCCAUUGCCGUUUUAAAGUGUGUAAUCAUUAACAAUUUGUUUUAUUACACUUCUUCAAUGGCACCAACACUACAAAAAGAAAUACACAAAGUAAUAAGUAUAUAGUUAAUAGAGAGAAUACUUAAUUUAACAUGGCAUAAUGGACAGGGUGGUAUAGUACAAACCCUUUAACAAACCCACCUUUAGUUUUGUUUAUCAGUGCAGUCUAAAAAAAGAAAGAAGUCUGCAGAGAUAACAUUAUAUUUACCGCUUAAGCAUCACACAAACAUGGCGCCUUGUCCAAUAUAGAACCUGGGAUUUUCUGUGCAAAGUAUAUUUAGUGAUAGUUGAUAAAAAUAUCUUGGUGAUCGAUUUCCCUUGAGCUUGGAAAAAUGCUGCCAAAUCUGUAAAUGUUUGAAUUAACUAUUCAGUACUAGCACAAAACAUAUUCAAUCUGAACAGUACAUACUGUAGCCUGGGGCCAAUUUCAUAGAGCUGCACGAAAAUAGCUCGCUUAUUUUACACGUUACUAGCCCAAAUUUCACGCCAUAUACAUUGCUUGUGACUGGUAUUUAGCUGUUGUUUACUUAGCAUAACAAUUGAGUGGAGUCUUGGCCGGUAA